GUCACAGAGCGGCUCGGUGGAGUCGACGCGACUGCAGGCUGCUGAUAGGAGAGAGAGCGAGCGAGCGGUUACCGUCACCUUAUCCAUCCACCGCUCCUCCUUCACUACAACCGCCUCUGCAACCCGAUCGUCCUUUAAUAAUGCACGAGGAGGUGAAGCGAAUAUCAGCGGCCUGGCUCUGAAUGAUGUAUCACACCGGGUACUACAGCACCGCACCGGAGAGCCCGAACCUGUAGCUGUGAUCCACGGAGAAAAUGUCACACUAUAAUUUCAUCAAAUGCUGUUGUUUUCAGCUAUGUAACGUGUUCAGGCAGAACAUGGAGAUAGACCAGUGUCUGCUGGAGUCUCUGCCGUUGGGCCAGCGUCAGAGGCUGGUCAGACGCAUGCGUUGCGAGCAGCUGAGGGUCUACUACGAGCGCGAGCGGACGCUACAGAAGCAGAGCUUCCCCAAGCCCCGGUCCACCAACCGCAAAAAAAAAGGAAUCAGCUUCACGCUUUCAGAUGUCAUCCAGGACGCCAUCAUACGACACGAUGACAAAGAGGAGCACCAAAGGAGUUAUUUGGAGCUGAUUUUCCAAUACAGUGAGCGGUGACCAUGGUUAUCUAAGCC
Sinocyclocheilus anshuiensis is the source of this 610-nucleotide messenger RNA. RefSeq names its product unconventional myosin-XVI-like. The coding region runs from base 255 to 593 and encodes 112 amino acids. Gene Ontology annotation, molecular function: protein phosphatase binding; actin filament binding. The transcript is spliced from 3 exons. Lineage: Eukaryota; Metazoa; Chordata; Actinopteri; Cypriniformes; Cyprinidae. The record is from RefSeq and is a predicted model, not a curated record. Gene Ontology annotation, biological process: negative regulation of G1/S transition of mitotic cell cycle; phosphatidylinositol 3-kinase/protein kinase B signal transduction; neuron projection morphogenesis. Gene Ontology annotation, cellular component: perinuclear region of cytoplasm; nucleoplasm; myosin complex.